Myotis myotis is the source of this 1051-nucleotide messenger RNA. RefSeq names its product caudal type homeobox 2 (gene CDX2). Bases 123 to 929 code for a protein of 268 amino acids. Lineage: Eukaryota; Metazoa; Chordata; Mammalia; Chiroptera; Vespertilionidae. The record is from RefSeq and is a predicted model, not a curated record. Gene Ontology annotation, molecular function: RNA polymerase II transcription regulatory region sequence-specific DNA binding; DNA-binding transcription factor activity, RNA polymerase II-specific. The transcript is spliced from 3 exons. Gene Ontology annotation, cellular component: nucleus. Gene Ontology annotation, biological process: regulation of transcription by RNA polymerase II; anterior/posterior axis specification; embryo development.
CUGGGGCGCAGCCACCCGCGGCUCCUGGCGUCCCCUUGCCCUCUCCCUUUCGCUCCCUGCGGCAGCCCCCAGCGUCCGUCCCCAGGCAGCAUGGUGAGGUUGGCUGUCGGGCCCUCGCCACCAUGUACGUGAGCUACCUCCUGGACAAGGACGUGAGCAUGUACCCCAGCUCCGUGCGCCACUCUGGCGGCCUCAACCUGGCCCCGCAGAACUUCGUCAGUGCCCCCCAGUACCCGGACUACGGCGGCUACCAUGUGGCCGCGGCGGCCGCGGCGGCCGCGAACUUGGACAAUGCGCAAUCCCCGGGGCCGUCCUGGUCCGCAGCCUACGGCGCCCCACUUCGGGAGGACUGGAACGGGUACGCGCCGGGGGGCGCCGCGGUGGCAGCCAACGCUGUGGCGCACGGCCUCAACGGGGGCUCGCCGGCCGCCGCCAUGGGCUACAGCAGCCCCACCGACUACCACCCGCACCACCAUCCGCACCACCACCCGCACCACCCGCCCGCUGCGCCUUCCUGUGCUUCGGGAUUGCUGCAGACUCUCAACCCUGGCCCUCCCGGGCCCGCCGCCACCGCUGCCACUGAGCAGUUGUCCCCCGGUGGCCAGAGGCGGAACCUGUGCGAGUGGAUGCGGAAGCCGGCGCAGCCGUCCCUCGGAAGCCAAGUGAAAACCAGGACGAAAGACAAAUACCGGGUGGUGUACACGGACCAUCAGCGGCUGGAGCUGGAGAAGGAGUUUCACUACAGUCGUUACAUCACCAUCCGGAGGAAAGCCGAGCUGGCCGCCACCCUGGGGCUGUCCGAGAGGUUAAAAUUUGGUUUCAGAACCGCAGAGCGAAGGAAAGGAAAAUCAACAAGAAGAAAUUGCAGCAGCAACAGCAGCCUCCACCACCUACAGCCCAGCCUCCCCAGCCGCAGCCAGGUCCUCUGAGAAGUGUCCCGGAGCCCCUGAGUCCUGUGUCUUCCCUGCAAGGCUCCGUGCCAGGCUCUGUCACUGGGGUUCUGGGGCCAACUGGGGGGGUGUUGAACCCCACUGUCACCCAGUGACCUACA